Molecule: messenger RNA, 1581 nt
Organism: Impatiens glandulifera
Lineage: Eukaryota; Viridiplantae; Streptophyta; Magnoliopsida; Ericales; Balsaminaceae
Product: dolichyl-phosphate beta-glucosyltransferase
Exons: 10
Coding region: 149-1138 (329 amino acids)
Cellular component (GO): endoplasmic reticulum membrane
Source: RefSeq, a predicted model, not a curated record
UUCUAUCGAAGCCGUCCUAGCCGAGUUACCUGAGUCAAAGAGGUUCCUUUCGGCCUAGAUUUGGCGGCAGAGCUAACCUAGUUUCUUGGGCGUUUUCAAGAUCUUUCCUUUCAACAAUCCCUUGUCAAUCGAAUAACGGAAUCAAAAUAUGGAAUUGCCAUGGCAGAUCUUUGAGUACAUCGGUGUCAUAGGCUUGAUUUUCACUUUAGGAUUAGGCAUUUUGAUUGUAAUCGAAGCUUUCUGUAGAAGAUCCAACAAUUGCCAUCUCGAAGCUCAUCCAAUAUUCGAAGAUCCAAAUUCUUUGAAACAGGUACCAUGUCCCUCCAUCUUUGAUCCAGCAGAGAAAUAUCUAUCCUUAGUAAUUCCUGCAUUCAAUGAAGAACAUAGACUUCCAAGUGCAUUAGAAGAAAUGAUGAUCUAUCUUCAAAAACGAACUGCAAAGGACCAGUCUUUUUCAUAUGAGGUUGUGAUUGUGGAUGAUGGAAGUCGCGAUGAGACAAAGAGAGUAUCCUUUGAGUUUGUGAGAAAGUACAAGGUGGAUAAUGUAAGAGUUAUCCUUCUUGGAAAAAAUUGUGGCAAGGGAGAAGCGAUCAGAAAAGGAAUGCUUCAUUCACGGGGUGAACUUCUUCUGAUGCUAGAUGCUGAUGGAGCAACUAAACUUACAGACCUUGAGAAGCUUGAGAAUCAGAUUCAUGCAGUUGCCAAAAAGGAACUUGGAGAAGAUUCAAGCGUAAGAAUUUCAGAUGUCCCAAUUGUUGCAUUUGGUUCUCGUGCUCACCUUGAGGAGAAAGCUUUAGCUUCUAGGAAAUGGUAUCGUAAUAUCCUUAUGAAGGGUUUCCACAUGGUGGUCCUCUUGGCUGCUGGACCUGGAAUUCGAGACACACAGUGUGGUUUCAAGAUGUUUACUAGAGCUGCUGCCAGGAAGCUGUUCAUAAAUAUACGAUUGAAAAGGUGGUGCUUUGAUGUGGAGUUAGUAUAUUUGUGCAAGUGGUUUGGUAUCCCUAUGUUAGAGAUAUCUGUGAACUGGACAGAGAUUCCUGGGUCAAAGGUGAACCUACUGAGCAUACCCAACAUGCUCUGGGAGAUUGUAUUGAUGUCAGUAGGGUACAGGACCGGCAUGUGGAAGAUUUCUUCUUGAGUUUUCAUUUAUAACACACAGUUAGAUUCCGUUUGUUACUCUCACACAGAUUAAGUACCAAAACGGAAGAAAAAUGAUAUCUUUUGAUCCACCAGGUAGGUUCUUGAUCUGCAAUCAGAGGUUAACAUCCAAAUUCUUGCUUUUGUUAUCAAUAUAUUUGGUUAAUUGUGGUAUGUUACUAAUGGGAGUACAAAACCAGUGAUUGAAUUAGUAGUAGUUGAAAAAAGGAUUGUUUUUUCUCUACUGACAUAUAGUAUGAACUAUAAUUAUCUGCUGCUGGCUUUUAGCCUCUUCUAUAAUGACUGAUUUUGAUAGUACUUUACUUGACCUUGUUUUUCUAAUUUUCUGUUCAAGUUUGUCUGCGACCCGAGGGAUUGAUUCCCUGUGGUGGUGUUGACUAUUUAUUUAUUUUUUCUUUCUGAAAAACAAAAUUAUUUGUCUGA